AUGCUUCUUGUGUUUCUUCCCCAUUUUGCAAUAUUUCCACUCAAAACGUGCGUUUAUUCACUGGGCGUCGGAAGUGUUAUCGUUAGCAUUAGACUUAGCACCAGACAAACGCUCACCGGAAACGAGGACAUAGGGGUGUUUAACAUUUCCGGUUCAAAAAUCAGCGCGCAGAGUUCGAGCCUUUUGAAAUCGCCGGAUCGACUUCUACUCAAGGAACGUCAGCGUCGCGUCGAUAAAAGAAUGGAAAGUGACAACAUGGAUGCGAAAAACCAAAAAACAAUACAUGUGGAGGUCCAUGUAAAAUCCCAAAGCCUAGCUAAACUGUCUGAGGUGAGGAUGCAUGUCCAGGCUCUGCUAAGUCGCCACAACAUUGUGUUCGGAAACUACAAGUGGACCGAGUUUGACGAAGGUUUCCUCUGCACUCAUGUGGAAUCUGUGGCUGUAGUCGACUGGGAGGAAAUGCCAACGCAGCCCCUUGAUUUGAAAAGCGCCGCAGUUUCGGUUCACAUCUUCACGCUGAGUGAGGAUGGGCCGAGUACGCUCAGUUUGGAGGAGGACGAGGAGCUGUCAGCGGCUAACCACUGGUUGCUACCGACAGCUGAUUUCCACGGUAUUUGGGAGAGUCUGGUGUAUGACGGUGCGGUUAAAACUCAGUUACUGGAUUACGUCACAACAACAAUUCACUUCUCCGACAAAAAUGUCGACAGCAACCUGAUUUCGUGGAAUCGCGUCGUGCUGCUCCACGGGCCUCCAGGCACCGGGAAAACAUCCUUAUGCAAAGCUCUUGCCCAGAAGCUGUCAAUCAGACUGUCGAGUCGGUACGCAUAUGGACAGUUUGUGGAAAUAAACAGCCAUAGCUUGUUCUCAAAGUGGUUCUCGGAGAGCGGCAAGCUGGUCACAAAGAUGUUUCAGAAGAUUCAGCAGCUUAUUGAUGACAAAGACGCGCUUGUGUUUGUUCUCAUUGAUGAGGUGGAGAGUCUGACAGCGGCAAGGAACGCCUGCCAGGCAGGAACAGAACCAUCUGACGCCAUUCGCGUGGUCAACGCUGUCCUCACUCAGCUGGACCAAAUCAAACGACAUCCCAACGUGGUGAUCCUGACGACCUCCAAUGUGACUGAAAAGAUCGACUUGGCUUUUGUGGACAGAGCGGACAUCAAGCAAUAUAUCGGACCUCCGUCUGAGCGGGGCAUCUACAACAUCUUCCUUUCCUGCCUCGAAGAGCUCAUGAAAUGUCAAAUCAUUUACCCGCGGCAGCCGCUUUUCACCAUCUUUGAGCUGGAGACCAUGGGCUUUGCUCAGAGCGAGGUAUCGGAACAUAGUUUGACCCUGAGGAACAUCGCCCUAAAAAGCAAAGGCCUGAGUGGAAGAACGCUGAGAAAAAUCCCAUUUCUAGCUCAUGCCCUCUUCGUGAAGACACCCAGAGUGACUUUGGAAAAGUUUCUGAUGGCCAUGGACCAGGCGGUGGAUAAGCAGAAGGAGGAAAAAGCGAACCUAGUGAAUGGGUUCUGAACAUUUUUGUAGCCUACAAGCUUCAUGUUGUUUUAUAAGGCAUCGUCGGGUAACUCAAUGCUGAAUGUUUACACUCGUUGAUUCAGCCUCAGAUGGUUAUUGUUCUAACAAACGCCGCCUGCGUAUUUUUUGGGUGCCGAAACUCAAAACAGUUACUCUUCCAGUUGGGAAAUGUUUAAGAUACCCGAUGCUAAGCGUUAUCCUAUAAAGUCGGUCUUCGUUGCACGGGAGCGGAGAAGUAAUUGUCGUCUGAACAUGUCUAUCGUAUUCUCUAUCGCGAAUAUAGUAAUUGAGUCAUUAUUUGCAUGGAAAGCACGUGUUCGCCAUGAAUGAAAAACAGUACGUCGGUAUCAGUGUGGCUUCUUGUCACGCGUGACGUCUUAUGCUACUCCGGUUUGUAUUGAAUUUUUGCAUGAUUAUUUCAUAUGUAACUUAAAUCCGAUGUAUGACGUCAUUACAGUGUACAGAAUUGAGCUGAAAAAUUAAGAACAUCCACACAAUAUUCCUAUUCCCCGAAAAUAUCGAAAGAUAGCUUAAAAGGGAGGUUUGAUCCGUAUUCAUGCCUACAAAUAAUAUUUGCACUGUUUACAAGCAAUUGUACAUACCUGUAAUUGAAAUAAACUUUCUUUUAUAUGUCCACGA
This is a messenger RNA of Syngnathoides biaculeatus (alligator pipefish), 2151 nucleotides long. RefSeq names its product thyroid hormone receptor interactor 13 (gene trip13). Gene Ontology annotation, biological process: meiotic recombination checkpoint signaling; reciprocal meiotic recombination. The record is from RefSeq and is a predicted model, not a curated record. The transcript has 14 exons. Gene Ontology annotation, cellular component: nucleus; chromosome. Bases 1 to 1509 code for a protein of 502 amino acids. NCBI's taxonomy places the organism in Eukaryota, Metazoa, Chordata, Actinopteri, Syngnathiformes, Syngnathidae. Gene Ontology annotation, molecular function: ATP binding; ATP hydrolysis activity.